Molecule: messenger RNA, 1731 nt
Organism: Alosa alosa (allis shad)
Lineage: Eukaryota; Metazoa; Chordata; Actinopteri; Clupeiformes; Clupeidae
Product: sialic acid-binding Ig-like lectin 13
Exons: 8
Coding region: 1-1464 (487 amino acids)
Source: RefSeq, a predicted model, not a curated record
AUGCCAGCCUCUGUGAGGGCAGUGGAGGGCAGCUGCGUUCUGGUCCCCUGCCAAACCCGACCCCAUACCAGGGUCGUCUGGUACAAACACCAGACAACAGGUUGGCCUGCCGUUUAUGAUGGGACCUACCCUGAUAGUGUUAUUGGUGAAUUUAAAGGACGGACUGCAGUACUGGGGAGUCCUUCAGAAGGGAACUGCACCCUCAGAAUCAACAACGUCAAGAUGUCUGAUGGUAUCACUCUGUUUCCCUACAUCAACCCAGAGUCUGACAAAUACUACAAACCGACUGUCCAGAUAAAGACUGAGCCUGCAGUGUCCAGCACUCCUGCCCCCCGCUCCCCAGCCAUCGAAAGUGGAGAGGCCUGGCCGGAGGGGCAGCACGGGGUGUCCACUCAGAGGGCAGCAGAGCUGUGGGUGGAGGUGUCCACCGUGACGGUGACUGCAGCACGUUCUCAACAUGGCAAACAGGUCCACUGCCGCACCGGUGAUAUGUCAACAGAGAGCGAAUCUCUCACUCUGGACAUCGCAUUUGCGCCUAUUGAUGUGAAGACCAGCACUGAGAGUCCCAUCAUUGCAGAGCAUGGUAACAUCAACCUGACGUGUAACAGCAUGAGCAACCCAGAGCCUGAGCGGUAUGAGUGGCUAAUCACAAAUGGGAGCCGUCACUUCCAGCUGAACUCAAGCAGGGAAACUAUAACCAUCACGGAUGUUCAGAGGGACUUCUCUGCUGCCUGCAUCGCUCACAACGCCAUUGGGGCUGGACAGUCCACUAAAACAUCCGUAGAUGUCGCUUUUGUCUCCAUCAUGGUGCCAGAGUCCUCGUGCUCAGACACAGGAAGGAUGUUGAGAUGCUUGUGUCAGGUGGAGGCAAACCCUGUCGCCACGGUGACAUGGAUGUUCAAUGGGAGCUCUAACAUCUCAGCAUCCGUGAUCCCUGCUGUCACCACGACAGGCGACUUGACGUCAUCAGAAGUCGUACUGGAGGGGAGACUAGCCGAGCAUGGGCCUGCUGUGUGUGUGGCAAAGAACUCCUACAGAACUGUGAAACAGCAGAUGGCCGUGCAGGAUGGAAAGAUCUCCCUGCCACUGCCAGUAUCCUUUCCAUGGAUUAUUUUGGCUUGUGCGUUUGGAUUUUUUGGUUUGUGUGGACUGAUCUGUUUCUGCCGGUACACAACAAAAAGGAAAUCCAAAAGCUCAGAUGGAGCUACCUCACCUAAAAUCAACAGGCAGAGACCGAAGGAAGAGCAAGUUAAAGCCAGAAGGACUAGGGCCCUGAAGCCUGAGGCCAAACUGUGUAACAACAGCAAAAUGGAUAACAAUGUUUGUAGAAUGGAAAUGGACACCAUCUAUGAUAAUGACCCUUCUCUUCAAACCCCAAAGGUGUCACAGGAAGAAGACUCUGAAGAUAUAUACAUAAAUGACAUGAUGGGUGACAGUCCUGAGAACAUUUACUUGAACAGCUGAACUUGGGAACAAUGGAGAAAUUAUUAUAGUACUGUACAUCAUCAUUGGAUAUAUUACAGUGUCAAGUAGAUUGAGUGGAAUAUAUCCCAAAUCAGAUAAGGUUGUUGUUUCCCCACCUCUCAUGUUGUUUUGUCCAAACCUUGUCUAGCCAUAGUUGGGCAUUAAUAUCAUGAAAAGUAUUAUUCAUAGCAAGCCCAAACUCCCAAGGAUGGAAGACAAACAUCAACUUCAACAAAACCAACUUUUUAUUAUAAACGUUUGUACCUA